AUUCACAGAAGUUGUUCGCAUAGUAAUGCGUCGGCCUGACCUUCACCCGCCCCGCAUCCUAGGUGACGAUCACCAAUUUUUAUGCCAACACAAUUACAAUUCCAUCGAUCACGUCUAGUCCGCCCUCGACUACAUCAGGAAAGUUACAUCUAGUCUGCUUUGUCUGAUACAGUCUGCUGCAGACAAUUCAGAACAAUUCAGACAAUCCAGACAAUCCAGAUGUCUGACACUAGAUAACUUAAUGAUGGAUCAGACAAGCAGACUACUUGUAACUUUGCUGAUGUAUGGAUCAUGUUCCUCCUUGCCAUUUUGGGGCUCCGAGGUAUAUGCAUCACCUUUCAGUGGCCCGUCGCCGCUGGAAGACGCGAAACUACAAUGGCCACAUCACUUGUCACCACUGUCAAGGCCAAUACCAAUAUCAUGAUUUUACUUUUGAAAUGUAUGUUGCAUCCGGAUUCCAUAUCGUACAUCCACACCGCCAUAGGCCUUCGUCCUGAUUAUCUGGGCUCAGCCAGGAGAAGAUACGUACACCUGGUGAUUUCGUACGCCAUAAAAUCACGGCGUUCCGUUUAACAUAUCUUCACGAGUGCUUUCGGAGCCGGGACAAACGUUACGGAGCACACAUCAAAUGGGCCGUAAAUUGUGAAACUGGAG
This is a messenger RNA of Pisolithus orientalis, 654 nucleotides long. RefSeq lists its product as uncharacterized. NCBI's taxonomy places the organism in Eukaryota, Fungi, Basidiomycota, Agaricomycetes, Boletales, Pisolithaceae. The record is from RefSeq and is a predicted model, not a curated record. The coding region runs from base 292 to 573 and encodes 93 amino acids. The transcript is spliced from 5 exons.